Messenger RNA from Rhopalosiphum maidis (corn leaf aphid), 2184 nucleotides. RefSeq names its product 52 kDa repressor of the inhibitor of the protein kinase-like. NCBI's taxonomy places the organism in Eukaryota, Metazoa, Arthropoda, Insecta, Hemiptera, Aphididae. The transcript is spliced from 3 exons. The record is from RefSeq and is a predicted model, not a curated record. Bases 1 to 2184 code for a protein of 727 amino acids.
AUGAAUAAACGAAAACAGUCUAUGCUCUUAGAGUUUUGUAAUAAAAAAAAGAACAAUAGUUCCAAUUCUACAGUGGUAACUGCGGAUGCCGAUGAUACAGUUGUAAUAUCCGAGGUAAUACCAGCGUCAACAACAACUUAUAAUAAAGUAACUACUAUUAAUAUUGAGGUAGAAAAUGAUAUUUCCUCAUUAGUUAUUAGUAAUGAUAUCGGUCAUUAUAUUAAUUCAUCACGUGUUAUUGAAGAUACUGUUAAAAUAAAACUUUUGGAAAAUAAGUGGAAACCACCCCCAAGCUUUAAAUAUCCGUUUUCAAUUCAUAAAAAACAGGGAAAAGAAGAAAAACGGUUUUUGAGGUAUAACCAUUUUGAACAAUUUCCAUGGCUUGUUUAUUUGGAGUCAUUAUCUGGUUGUUUUUGUUUAUACUGUACAUUGUUCUUAGUUCAAAAUAUUGGUGGAAAACAAAAUACGGAACAAUUAAAAAAAUUAGUUACAGUUCUUUUAAAGAAGUAUGCUAAAUUACUAGGCAAACAUGGUGAUUUGGAAAUGCAUAGUAACAAUGAAUAUCACAAAAAUGCUAUCUUACGUUCUGAAGAUUUUGUACGAACACAUCUCUGUCCCGACAAACGAGUAGAUAAUUUAUUAAGUACCAAACGUUAUAGACAAGUAACUGAAAACCAAAAUCGGUUAAAGCCAAUUGUCGAAUCUAUAAUAUUUUUGGGCCGCCAAAAUAUUGCGUUUAGAGGACACCGUGACCAAGGAAAUUUAACUGAUAAACAUAAUUUAAAUGAAAUUAAAAUAUCAUCUUCUGUAGUUAACGAAGGCAACUUUCGUGAACUUUUGAGAUUCCGUAUUAGAUCUGGGGAUGAUUGCUUAAAAAAUCACUUGCUUACAGCCCAUUCAAAAGCAACAUAUAUCUCACAUACCACACAAGAUCAAUUGAUUAAAUCUCAUAUUUCUCAAAUGAGCUUAAUUUUAAGAUAUAUCGAUGAAAAAAAUCAAGUUUUUGAACGAUUUGUCGGAUUUUUGAAUUGUCAUGAUAAAUCUUAUGAUAAUGCAAAUGUUGACGAAGAACUUCAAGUAAACGAACCCAAAUUAACUGGAGAAAAAUUAGGAGAUAUUGUAAUAUCUAUUUUAAAAAGCAUGUCACUAGAUCUUGAAAACUGUGUUGGUAUUGGAACAGAUGGAUGUUCGGUCAUGAUCUCUCAACUUCGUGGUGCUGUUCAACAGGUCCAAAAACAUUGUAUAAAUGCUGUACACAGUCCCUGUUCUAACCACGCAUUAAAUUUAUCAAUUUCAAAGUCAUCAGACGUACAGCUUAACAAUCUUAAAGAAUGCAAACGUUCCAUAACUAGUUUAUGCGAAACAAGGUGGGUUGAACGUCAUACUAGCAUUUUUGAAUUUCAGUCUUGUUUGUCAGAAAUUAUAGAAAGUUUAACUGACAUAUCUGAAUGGACUGACCAUAUUUCUUCGUCAAAAGCUAAAACACUUUUAAUGGCUGUAACUUGUUGUGAUUUUAUUAUUACCUUAUUUGCAUUGACCGACGUUUUAAGUGUUACACUACCAGCCAGUAGACUUUUACAAAGUUACGAUAGAGACAUUGCAGAAGCAUCUGAUAUAAUCGAUGGUAUUAUACUUACCCUCUCUGGAAAACGAUCUAAUUGUGAAUCGGACUUUUCACAAUUAUUUGAACAAAGUAAGAAUGUUAUGAAUAAAUUGGACAUUGAUUUAAAAUUACCAAGAAUUGCCAAACGCCAAACACAAAGAUCUAAUACUCCUGCUCAAUCACUAGAAGAAUAUUAUCGUCGAGUUUUAUAUAUUCCAUUACUUGAAAACAUUUCAGAAGACUUGCAGUCACGUUUUCUUAGUACAAAAACUAAAACAUUUAUAUUGAUGCUGCUUAUACCAUCCAAUGUUUUAAACAUAUCAAAUGACAAAAAACACGAACUUCUUCAGGCUGUAACAAAUCACUAUGCAUACUUGGAUAUUAAUAUUUUAGAAUUUCAAGGAGAAAUAGAACUAUGGAAAACCAAAUGGAUUGAAAGUAAAAAUGAAUGUAAGUAUUUGAUUUAUAUUUGUCUUUCAUAUGCAAGCAUCACUGCGUUCGAUGCACACGUCUUAUUCCAACUCCGUUAUAAUUUCGUUGUUAUUCUCGCUCUGUGCAACCGAUUUGGUUCAAAUUUAUAG